Messenger RNA from Halteromyces radiatus, 219 nucleotides. RefSeq lists its product as uncharacterized. NCBI's taxonomy places the organism in Eukaryota, Fungi, Mucoromycota, Mucoromycetes, Mucorales, Cunninghamellaceae. The annotation marks the transcript as partial. The record is from RefSeq and is a predicted model, not a curated record. The transcript has a single exon.
AACGUACCUCUAGAGCAGCGAAAUAAUAUCCAGUCAAAAAUAACCAAUCGUAGAUACAAAUAUUUGCAUAUGUCAAGCGUUUCUUGUGGUUUGAAUCCUUGUACACAAUUUUGGAAGGCAUUAGUUGACAAAACUGAUCGCAAUCUAUUUGGUGAUCACGAGUCAUUAACGUCAAGAAUAUAUGACGCACAGCAGGUAAUUACCUCUGAUGAUCUGAAA